Molecule: messenger RNA, 4705 nt
Organism: Acanthochromis polyacanthus (spiny chromis)
Lineage: Eukaryota; Metazoa; Chordata; Actinopteri; Pomacentridae
Product: sphingosine kinase 1
Exons: 5
Coding region: 186-1862 (558 amino acids)
Biological process (GO): cellular response to growth factor stimulus; negative regulation of apoptotic process; sphingosine biosynthetic process
Cellular component (GO): intracellular membrane-bounded organelle; cytoplasm; membrane
Source: RefSeq, a predicted model, not a curated record
AUGGAGUGUUGGACUGCGGUAGUGUUGACACGUGUCCGGGCAGCAGGCUGUCAGUCGCAGUCUUGUUCUCUCCACUUUGCUCGCAACAUCCAGGCGGUUAGCUAUGUGACAGAGUGGCUGCUGCUGCUGUAUCCCGGAUCCCCCUCCCUGCGUCCCGGUCUUCCCGAGUCCGGCGUCCGCUCAGGAUGAUGGAUCACAGGAGGACCGAACCGGACCACAACACCGGCAUCAGCCUGGUCACUCUGUACGGGGAAUACACGCUCACUAGUAACCGAAAAGUCAGGUGCUCCGUGAACCUGACCGAGAAGGAGCUCGUCGUCCAGCGGCUCACGUCGGCACCUGUCGGGCGGAACAAGGUGACGCUCAGCCUGAAGGAGUGCAUCGGCUGCCGGGCUUACCGGGAAGAUGACAACGCGGACCCGGCGGCGUACCUGGCCGCCUACUUCUACCCGCUGCGGCGACGCUGGAUGAGUUCCGGGGUCUCGCGCCAGAGAGUGGAGCAGUGCUUUCGGCUCGCGGCGCUCCAAGACCCGCGCGCCAACCUGGAGGAAGCGGAGAAGUGGGCUCGGGCCGUCCGAGAACGCGCUGCCCGGCAACAGCAGCUUAGAGACGGGGUGUUGUUGAGUGAGCUGUCCCGUCCAUGCCGGAUGAUGCUGCUGGUGAACCCACAGAGUGGGAAGGGACAGGCGCUCAUUCUGUACAACAACCACAUCCAACGGAUGUUCAACGAGGCCGGUAUCAUACACACUCUGGUUAUUACUGAGCGGCAGAAUCACGCCCGGGAGUUGGUGAAAGAGGCCGACCUGUCGCAGUGGGACGCUUUAGUCAUCAUGUCAGGAGACGGACUUCUGUAUGAGGUGAUAAACGGUCUGCUGGAGAGACCAGACUGGGAGGAGGCCAUCCGGACACCGCUGGGUAUCCUUCCUGGUGGAUCGGGCAACGCCUUGGCUGCCUCCGUACAUCACUAUUCAGGAGCAUCUCCAGUGUCCAGCGAGGAGCUCCUGGUCAGCUGUGGGUUCCUGCUCUGUAAAGGCCUGGUGUCCCGCAUGGACCUGGUCUCCAUCCAUCUGUCCUCCAGCCCUCGUCUCUUCUCCUUCCUCUCUCUGGCCUGGGGCUUUGUGGCUGACGUCGACAUAGAGAGUGAGAAGUAUCGUCACGUCGGGGCCGCCCGGUUCACCGUCGGCACGCUGGUGAGGCUGGCUUCUCUCCGCGUCUACAAAGGCAGGCUGGCCUACCUGCCCGCCACCAAGGACCACAACAACCAGCAGGGUUUGAGAAAUAACAUGACAGUGCACUGCAACAACCAGGCUUCCUCCCUGACUCCACCUCCUGUCCUGUGCCGACCGUCCAGAGACCCCUCCUGCCACAACACCUUCCACAACUCCUGCCACUCCAACAACUCCCUCAAAGUGAGGAGGUCAGAGAGCACGCCUUCCCGAAGCGCCACCAAAGCCCCCUCCGGCCCCCCCGACUCCCUGCUGGUGCCUCUGGACCAGCCGCUGCCUGCAAACUGGGUAGUGGUUCCGGAGGAAGACUUUGUCCUCAUGCUGGCCAUGUACCAGUCCCACCUGGCCGAAGACCUCCUGGCGGCACCGGACGCCGUCUCGGAUGACGGAGUCAUCCACCUUUUCUACGUUAGAGCGGGAAUAUCUCGCACCGCGCUGCUGAGGCUGUUUCUAGCCAUGGAGAAGGGUGCACAUCUGGCUACUAACUGCCAACAUCUGGUGCACACGAAGGUGAGAGCACUGAGGCUGGAGCCGUACUCACCCAAAGGGAUAAUAACGGUGGAUGGAGAAGUGGUGGAAUACGGUCCACUGCAGGCAGAAGUACACAGAGGCCUGUCGAGAUUAAUCACUGGAUGACCUGAACGAGCAGCGCUGCCAGCUUUCAUCUCUGCUGUUUGAGGCUGAUGGUGUUGAUUAAACACAGUCUAGCAUUUCAGAUCAGAAAGGUCCAGGUACGGGAGCAAAGCAGUGGAUGUAAGACUCUUUUCCAUUCAUCUGCAAACUGAUCCUCUCAGCAGCAGACAGGAAAAACACGUUUCAUCUGAAGAUGCUGUGAUGUUGGGCGAGAUGUUACAAGAGAGCCACAGUGUUCAAUAUUAGAUGAAUGAAUCAUUUCCUGUGAAAGAAAUCAUCAUAGAAACAAAUUUAGGAUGAAUAUACGGUAAUCAGAAAGCUUUUUUGCUUUUUAGAGUUAUCCAAGCUUCUUUUCACAAUAAGAGCAUUUAUUGCAGGUAUUUUGUGUUUCUAAAGGUCACUUUUCCAACAUUUGUCUUUCAGACUGUAUUUCACACAGUCUGUAUCUGGGAAUCAAAUUUACAUCCUGAAAUAGAUGCUUUUUAUGUUUUUGUCUUGUGUUCAAAAUUUUUAAAAUGCAUCAUCUCUCAUCAGGACUUUUCAGAUUUUUUGAUGAAAACUCAAACAUACACUACCAGUCCAAAGUUAGGACAUAACUUCUCAUUCAAUGGUUUGUAUUUAAUUACUUAUUUUGUACUUUGGAGAUUAUUACUGAAGACAUCAAAACUAUAAAAGAAUGCAUAUGGAAUUAUGCUGUAAACAAAAAAGUAUUAAUCUUCAGUAUUAAUCUACAGUGUAGGAAAUAGUACAAAUAAAUAAAAAGCACUGAAUGAGAAGGUGUGUCCAGACUUUUGAUUGGUAAUGUAAUCAACAUUAAUGUUCACAAAAAGGAAAAAUUUGAGCAAAACUGCUGGAAAAAGUAGCUAAAACCUGCAAUAAACUCUGUUACCGUGGAAAGAAACCGGAUUUAAUGCUGUAAUAUUGAGCCAGGCCUUGGAUCAGUGGAUUAAUAAUUCAUUUAUAAUUAUUAUAAUUUAAUGACUCUAUUUAUUAAAUGUUGAACACUGUAUCUGUGGGCUGUAUGAACGUCGGCCUCACUGAAGGCAGAACACAAACACACGACAGAUAGCUGACGUGUUUCAUCACCUCGUCGUAAAGAGUUUAACCUCCACAGAAAGUAAAUCCAUCAGCGUCUUUCACCUUUCAUCUCGUUCACAGCUGCGGAGACAACUAUGUUUCUCACACAUAUCAGACAGAAUUACAGCAUCUUAUGCAACAGCAAAGGAUUUGAUUGUUUUUGCCUCGUGUGUGUGUGUGUGUGUGUGUGUGUGUGUGUGUGUGUGUGUGUGUGUGUGUGUGUGUGUGUGUGUGUGUGUGUGUGUGUGUGUGUGUGUGUGUGUGUGUGUGUGUGUGUGUGUGUGUGUGUGUGUGUGUGUGUGUGUGUGUGUGUGUGUGUGUGUGUGUUGCAGAGAUGUCAUCACGGCGUUGUCAUUUACGACUGUUUUAUUGAACACGGAAAGCCUCAAAUAAUCGGUUAAGGCCAAAAGUCUCAACUUAAUACUUCACUGAUGCGUUGUUGAGUCUGUGACAAUAAUCCGCUCUGACGUGGGGCAGUUAGUGACAUGAAGUCGGCUGAGCCUCCACUUUUUACUCCAGUGUAAAUAACACCAACCCCUACAGAGCACAUGUAAUAUUUAUUUUCACAUAUCGAAGCUACUUGAGGUCGCCCUGCAGCUUGUUUCUUGUGCCUGGUUUCCCAUCAGAGGCUGCGUUUGUCGUGUCGCUUCACCCUGAGCACCAGACGGCUUCAGAUCUCGUUGCCUUAAAGUCUUGAUGGCUCCGUCCUGUUUCACAAAAGCAGUUUGCGAGCUCCUAACGAUGCCAGCAUCGCGUCUAACAAAUGAUUGUCGCUCGCAAAUUACAGAUAAAUUUGCAAUAUUCCUCUUUUUCGUCCCCACCGGGGUCACAAUCACGGUGUUUGUUUUGGUGAGUUAAAAGCUUAAAUGAGAGAAAAUGAUCUCACGCUGACAGUUGCAGCUUGUGUGUUGUGAAUUUAAUGUAGAUGCAAUGUUUCUGUAAAGGAAGAAUCCACCGUAAAACAUUUAAACACAGUUUAAAGGGCUGCUACGCUUAAAUUUGACAAACAAAAGCGACAUAUUUCCUCACACGCCACUAAUGCCAGGUAGACAAUUACAAUGAUUUAUUGUAAUGCAAAUGUUUAUUGGCAAAAUUGAAUCAAAACAGCAAAAAAACUUUACUGGUGGAAGAUUUGUUUGUAGCUUUACUGGCAAUUUGAGGCUUGAAUAAGUCCAAGUUUUCUCAUUUUUCCACCAGUUUUGCUUUUUUGCUGUCAAAAUCAAAGUCGUUUUCUUAAAGAAUUAGCUACUUGUAGAGCCCGACUGAUAUAUUGGUUGGCCAAUAUUUUCUGCUUGUAUUGGCACAGCUGUAUCUGUUUCAAAGCAUAUGUUAUGUGGAUAUGAUAAUAAGAAGAACAGAAAAUAGUGUCAUCACAUAGUUUGUCCAGCAAAGCAGCUCUGUUGUCUCCUCUCAAUUGUGUGUGCAGCACAUGCAGCAGAGUGGUCUGUAGCUGAGCAGAUGGUGGUGCGGAGUCAGCCGGUGUCUUCACAUUAAAUCACUAAUUUGUGAAAUACAGUGAUAGAAAAGUUAACAAACCAUGACCCCAUCGUGUUUGCUUUUCAACAUAACUCUAACAUACCAUGAUGUAAAAAGAUAUCCGAUCAGACUCUAAUUAGUAGUAAUUUAAUUUAUUUUAAAUCUCUGAGAUUUCUGUCCCCACAGCGCUCACUAAAUGCAGAUUUGUUUGUUGUGCUUCCAGUUAUGAAAAAAAUCAACAAACCUCACAGAUGUCGGUUUAUAUCAGGACUUCACAGUGACGUCUGUGGAUC